UUCCCUUCCGGAGACUUGCUUCCUGCUGAAACGCAAUUGUCAAUCGCAAACGGAAAAAAUAUCGACAUUCAUGGUUCGCUCUAGAAAAAUGACUGUUCACACGUAACUGCCAAAUGAGCAAGUAUUUUCUGGUUGGUCGCGUGAAGAUAUCAGUGCCUGAAACCCACAAGAACGUCAAGAGUAUAGCUGGGUGAUAGGCUACUUUUCGUAGCGCCGAAGCUGAAAACAAUGCCACAUUUCUUGUGGCCGGAGCCGCUGUCAGCCGCACAACUCAAGCGGCUAGAGGAGCACAAAUAUAGCGCUUCGGGUCGAUCCCUUUUCGAACCUCCUUGUCAGAUAUAUUGGAAUUGGCUGGUCCAACAAAUUCCAACUUGGGUAGCGCCUAAUACUCUGACUAUAAUUGGACUGGUAAUAAAUAUAGUCACAACUGUAGUGUUGGUGUUUUAUUGUCCAACGGCAACAGAGGAGGCUCCAGCAUGGGCCUUCAUCCUGAGUGCGUUGGGCCUGUUCAUCUAUCAGUCGCUGGAUGCCAUUGAUGGGAAGCAGGCACGAAGGACAAACAGCAGCUCGGCGCUGGGGGAGCUCUUUGACCACGGCUGUGAUGCUGUCUCCACAGUGUUUGUUUCUGUGGGAACAUGUAUAUCCUGUGGGGUAGGAAGCUACCCUGAUUGGAUGUUCUUCUGUGGCUUUGUGGGGAUGUUCAUGUUCUUCUGUGCACACUGGCAAACCUAUGUUUCCGGAACGCUACGCUUUGGCCUGGUUGAUGUGACAGAGGUCCAGAUUGCCAUCGUUGUCAUGUAUGUGAUGUCAGCUUUUGGUGGAGUGGCCCUUUGGGACUACAGGUUGCCCGUCCUUGGGGUGAAGCUGUAUGCCUUCCCCAUCUUGGGCAUCAUUGGGGGAGCCGUGUUCUCCUGUUAUAACUACUUCCACGUCAUCCUCAACGGGGGCGUCGGCAAGAACGGCUCCACUGUGGCUGACACCAGUGUGCUGGCACCAGGUAUGCACAUCGGCCUCAUCUUCACACUGGCCUUCAUCAUCUUUAAGAAGUCAUCCAACAAGCUUUUUGAACUGCACCCCUGUCUCUACAUCCUAACUUUCGGCAUGGUCGUCGCCAAGAUCGCCAACAAGCUAGUUGUGGCCCACAUGACCAAGAGUGAGCUUUAUCUCCCAGACACGGCGUUCAUCGGGCCUGGCCUCCUCUUCCUCAACCAGUACUUCAACAGCUUCAUCGACGAGCACAUAGUCCUCUAUAUCGCAAUGGUCCUGUCGUUGAUUGACUUGACGCGCUACUGCACAGGCGUGUGCAUCCAGAUUGCCUCUCACCUGCGCAUUCACGUGUUCAGCAUCACGGCACAAGCUGCCCCCAAACACGACUGACGUUUUGCCCGGAGGAAGGAGGCGGGGGAUGCCGCCCCGCUCUUGAAAGCAGAUGAUGAUGAAGAGGUCCCCUCCACCCCAAACCUCAGCAGCCUUGACACUGUGACCACCUCUGACUAAAGGUUGUCUGUAAUAAUGCUAGAGUAAUGACAACCACCCGAUUUUCCAACCAACCACCCGAUUUUCCACUUAUUUUCCAACCAACUGGAAAUAAGUUGGUUGGUUUUUCUUUGUCUCCAUAUAGGAAGUAAUCACUACCUGAGGUAAUCUGAGACUCAGAUUUGAUAAGUCAUCAGACAGGUUUUAACAUCCAAAGCGCACCAUUUGCCAUUUUUUCCAGCUCAUUCAAAUCAUACACUAUGGGUAAACUACAAUACAUUUUUUGGCAAAGAUCAAAUAAUGUUGCUUUGUAUUUUUCCUUGAAUUUGGUUUCUCAAUUGUUUUGACUGACAAUUAUACAUAUUCCUAACUAAUUGACCUAUAUUCAAUGCUGUAAAGUUAGAGGCUACAGAACUAGACUCAUGUCUUCACAGCCUCUUGUUAAAAACAAUGUGAUAACUCAACCCAAUGAACAUGUUUGAUCAUUGCCCAAAUUGAUAUUGUUGCUCUUAAUCAUUCAUUAGUCAUGUUUAUUUAAUGAAUGAGACCCAAUCUGACAUGAAAUUAACUCAAUCAGGGCUAGGAAAUACAAAAUAAAUCAACCUUUCAACCUCAUAACUUGUGAAAUGAAGUUUGUAAAGUAGAAUGAGAUAUGGUAAGCUAAUUGUCAAGGACUGCAGGGUAAGGGUCUGGGUUAAUGCUGAAAAGUGACAUUUCUUCUACAAGGGCUUCUGACUGAAUCCCCCACCCUCUGUAACCUCAACUCUACUCCAGUUGAAGUCCUUGUAGUCAUGUUGGUGAUGCGUUAACACCAGAGUCCUGUCUGCUUUCAACGUUCUGCUCCCUAAAGGGCUAAUUCUUUGAAUCCUUUUGUUUAAUUAAAAAGUCUGAAUAUUUUAAGUACUAAAAUGUUUCUUUUCUGCAUCAUUAUGAAACCAGUAUUUAUGGUUGAAGUAUCAGACAUGUAACAGAAUUUUUUACAGAAAUUUAUUUUACUAUAAUUCUGUACUGGAAGCCAUCUUUUUUAUCACAUUUAGAAUAUGUAUAGGUGAAUGAAUGCAUUUGGUACAUUAAACUCAAUGAUUUGUGA
Salvelinus fontinalis (brook trout) is the source of this 2566-nucleotide messenger RNA. Its product is annotated as cholinephosphotransferase 1-like. The record is from RefSeq and is a predicted model, not a curated record. Gene Ontology annotation, biological process: phospholipid biosynthetic process. Bases 229 to 1377 code for a protein of 382 amino acids. Gene Ontology annotation, cellular component: Golgi apparatus; endoplasmic reticulum membrane. NCBI's taxonomy places the organism in Eukaryota, Metazoa, Chordata, Actinopteri, Salmoniformes, Salmonidae. The transcript is spliced from 8 exons. Gene Ontology annotation, molecular function: diacylglycerol cholinephosphotransferase activity.